CCAGCGUGUCCCGGGGCCGGCGGGGCCGGGCGGGCGCCAUGGGCCCGGCCCGCCGCAGGGACGCGCUCCGGCUGCGCGGUGGAGGGUCCCCGCCGCUCCUGCGGCUUUUCCCCGGUCGCUUCUCCGCCUUCCCGCUGUUCCUCCUGGCGCUGCUGCUGGGCUUCGCUUCGCUGCUCUGGCUCCAGCUCAGCUGCUCGGGCGAGGGGCCGUCGGUGGGUGGGCAGCACCGGGGGGUUCCCCGGCAGCCCUGCCCGCCCCCAGCCCCGCUGCAGCCGCCCGAGGAGGAUCCGGCGUGGGGGCCGCACCGGCUGGCGCUGCUGGUGCCCUUCCGAGAGCGCUUCGAGGAGCUGCUGGCCUUCGUGCCCUACAUGCACCGCUUCCUCAGCAAGAAGAGGAUCCGCCACCGCAUCUUCAUCCUCAACCAAGUGGAUCACUUCAGGUUUAACAGGGCAUCCCUGAUCAACGUGGGCUUCCUGGAGAGUGGAAACGACACCGACUACAUUGCCAUGCAUGAUGUGGAUCUCCUCCCCCUCAACGAGCACCUGGACUACAGCUUCCCAGAGGCAGGGCCCUUCCACGUGGCAUCCCCUGAGCUGCACCCGCUCUACCACUACAAGACCUACGUGGGUGGCAUCCUGCUGCUCACCAAGCAGCACUACGAGUUGUGCAAUGGCAUGUCUAACCGCUUCUGGGGCUGGGGACGGGAGGACGAUGAGUUUUAUCGACGUAUCAAAGGAGCUGGUCUCCAGGUUCGUCGUCCCUCUGGAAUCACAACUGGAUAUGAGACUUUCCAGCACCUGCAUGACCCAGCCUGGAGGAAGAGAGACCAGAAGCGCAUUGCUGCGCAGAAGCAGGAACAGUUUAAGGUGGAUCGGGAGGGAGGCCUGAACAACGUGAGGUACCGAAUCGAGUCACGGACAGAUCUGAGCGUGGCAGGAGCCCCUUGCACCGUCCUUAAUAUCUUGCUGGACUGUGACACAAACGAGACCCCCUGGUGCACGUUUGGCUGAGCCUGUCCCCGCGUGCCCGUCGUGUGCUCUGUGCUGGUGCCAAGACUCCGUGGCUGCUGUGGAGCUGCCUGGAGCAGGCAGGGUUUUUACAGUGGAUGAGCACGGCCGUGCUGGCGAGACACAGAGGAACAGAAGAGGCUGAGGACUGGACUUUGCUGGGAGCAACAGAAGAGCUGAGAGUGGGACUCGCUGAUAUCGCUGCAGGCGCUGGUGCUGCCUCCCAGGGCAGGUGCAGGAGGUGGCUUUCCUGUGCUGGACAUGGCUGAGCUGCCACGCAGCUCAGAGGACAAUAAAGAACU
Cinclus cinclus is the source of this 1309-nucleotide messenger RNA. It is a transcript of the gene B4GALT7, whose product is annotated as beta-1,4-galactosyltransferase 7. Gene Ontology annotation, molecular function: xylosylprotein 4-beta-galactosyltransferase activity. NCBI's taxonomy places the organism in Eukaryota, Metazoa, Chordata, Aves, Passeriformes, Cinclidae. The transcript has 6 exons. Bases 39 to 1010 code for a protein of 323 amino acids. The record is from RefSeq and is a predicted model, not a curated record. Gene Ontology annotation, biological process: carbohydrate metabolic process; proteoglycan biosynthetic process.